Messenger RNA from Anthostomella pinea, 3354 nucleotides. The record is from the annotation of a GenBank genome assembly. NCBI's taxonomy places the organism in Eukaryota, Fungi, Ascomycota, Sordariomycetes, Xylariales, Xylariaceae.
AUGGGCAAGCCAGAUCCUCUCGAAGGCCAUGUCUCCGGCCAAUCGAACAAGCCAAUCUCCAAGCCCGCCCACAGGCUGACCUUCGAGGAUGUCGUCAAGGAGCUGGGCGGCAGCGGCAUCGAUGGCAUCUCAGCUUCCGAUGCAGAAAGUCGACUCCAAGAGUUUGGACCCAACGAGCUCGACAAUGGUCCUGGUGUCAACCCAACUAAGAUCCUGAUCAAACAGGUCGCCAAUGCCAUGAUGUUGGUUCUGAUAAUGGCUAUGGCAGUAUCAUUCGGAAUCAGGUCUUGGAUUGAAGGCGGUGUCAUUGCUGCCAUCAUCGCCUUGAAUAUUGUGAUUGGCUUUAAGCAGGAGUAUUCGGCCGAAAAGACCAUGGAUUCCCUACGCUCGCUGUCCUCGCCGACUUCACACGUUAUUCGUGGAGGUCAGAAUGAGACUGUACCCACAAUCCACGUCGUACCCGGCGACAUGGUCGAGCUGAAGACUGGAGACACAGUCCCAGCCGACAUUCGACUCAUGGAGGUCAUGAACUUUGAGACUGAUGAGGCUCUCUUGACCGGAGAAUCGCUACCCGUCACGAAGGUCGCCGACGAGACACAUGCCGAAGAUAUGGGUCCUGGUGACAGACUGAAUAUCGCCUACUCUUCCAGCACAGUCACCAAAGGCCGAGCAAAAGGUGUCGUGUUUGCUACCGGCAUGCACACCGAGAUUGGAACCAUUGCAGCAGCGCUCAGGGGGAAGAACUCACGGAUCAGAGAACCGAAGAAGACACCCGACGGAAAAGUCAAGCCACAUCGUCAAGCCGAAGCCUGGGCAAAGACUUUCGGGGACCUGGUUGGGCAUUUCCUCGGUGUCAACGUGGGAACACCUCUCCAGCGCAAACUGUCACAGUUAGCUAUCGGUUUGUUCUUCAUAGCUGUCGUGUUCGCCAUCAUUGUGCUGGCUGCCAACGAUUUCGCCGACCAGCAAGAAGUCAUCAUUUACGCUGUUGCCACGGGCCUAUCCAUGCUGCCGGCGUCAUUGAUCGUCGUUCUGACAAUUACAAUGGCUGCCGGUACCAAGAGGAUGGUCGAGCGUCAUGUUAUUGUCCGCAAGCUAAACGCACUGGAAGCUCUAGGAGCUGUCACUGACAUCUGCUCCGACAAGACCGGCACUCUGACACAAGGAAAGAUGGUUGCUCGGAAGGCUUGGAUCCCAGGCCGCGGUACAUACUCUGUUGGGGAGAGUGGCGAGCCGUUCAAUCCGACGCUGGGUGCCCUAUACCACAGCUCCGAUGCGCCAAGGGACGAGCUCUCAGAUGACGAGGUUUCGCCUGAUCAAGAUGAUCGGAAAUCCAAGGAAGAACUUCUCAAAGACAACACCCCACUCUUGGAAUUUCUCAAAGUCGCCUCUUUGGCUAACCUUGCAACUGUCUACAAGUCUACCGAGAGUGACGGCUGGACUGCUAGAGGCGACCCCACCGAGAUUGCUAUCCAAGUUUUCGCUUCCCGGUUCGACUGGAACAGGCGCGAAUUUACUGAUGGAGACGAUCCGGAAUGGAGGCUGAUUACAGAAUAUCCGUUUUCGAGUGACGUCAAGAAGAUGUCUGUCAUCUACCAGCAGAGAGGCAGCGACACCAAAUACGCUUUAAGCAAAGGUGCCGUUGAGCGCGUGCUGGAUGCUUGCAUCAACGUUGACCCUGAAGGCAAGGGUCAAACAACCGAACUCACCGACGACAUCAAGGAAGGCGUGCUUGCGAAUAUGGAAUCACUGGCCUCCAUCGGACUUCGUGUGCUUGCUCUUGCUUCCAAGCCAUACGAUGGUCCCACUGGCACCGACGACAACGAUCGAGAACAAGUCGAAAGCAAUCUGACCCUUCGCGGCCUCGUUGGACUGUUCGAUCCUCCCCGACCAGAAUCUAAGAAUGCUGUCAAGGACUGCCACCGCGCAGGCAUUGGCGUUCAUAUGCUUACUGGUGACCACCCUGGCACGGCUCUCGCCAUCGCGAAACAGAUCGGUAUCGUCCCAGACAGGCUGAGCAAUGUCAGCAAAAAGAUGGAAGACUGCAUGGUUACGACUGCAUCCCGUUUCGACAAGCUUUCUGACCAAGAAAUCGAUGAUCUCCCCGUACUGCCGCUCGUGAUCGCUCGCUGCGCACCGAACACGAAGGUCCGCAUGAUCCAGGCACUUCACCGACGCAAGCAGUUCGCUGCGAUGACCGGUGAUGGAGUCAAUGACUCCCCGUCGCUCAAGCAGUCUGAUGUUGGCAUUGCCAUGGGUCAGGCAGGGUCAGACGUCGCCAAAGACGCCUCGGAUAUUAUACUUACAGAUGACAACUUUGCUUCAAUCUUGAACGCUGUUGAGGAAGGCCGCCGAAUUUUCGACAACAUAAAGAAAUUUGUGCUGCAUCUACUGAGUCAGAACAUCGCGCAAGCCUGCACGUUAUUAAUUGGUCUCGCUUUCAAGGACGACAAUGGCCUGUCUGUCUUUCCACUCUCACCUGUUGAGAUCAUGUGGAUUAUCAUGGUUACUUCUGGUUUGCCCGACAUGGGUCUUGGGCUUGAAAUCGCGGCUCCAGAUAUUCUGUCGCGACCCCCGCAGAAUCUCAAGCGUGGCAUCUUUACUACUGAGCUAUUGGUAGACAUGAUGGUCUAUGGACUUUGGAUGGCGGCACUUUGCUUGUCGGUACGCAUUCCCCAGGUCAUUGGAAACCCCGUACCCGCCCUCACCCUACUCCUCCUUCCUUCCCGCUCUUCGUCCCUUCUAGUGGAAUCAUUCUCCCUGGUCACAUACCGCUGGGGCAACGGUAUCGAGGGUACCAACUGCAAUGAUGCAUACUCAGCCGAAUGUGAUACUGUCUUCAGAGCGCGUGCCACGACGUUCGUCUCCAUGACCUGGUUUUCCCUGUUUCUAGCAUGGGAGCUUAUCAACUUCCGACGCUCGUUCUUCCGCAUGCAGCUCAAGAGCACAAGGUACUUCACGCAGUGGAUGGUCGACGUAUGGCGCAACAAGUUCUUGUUCUGGUCGGUACUGUUCGGCUUCGCUUCCGUCUUUGUCAUCCUGUAUGUGCCUGUUAUCAACACGGUCGUUUUCAAGCACACGGGAAUCUCCUGGGAAUGGGGCAUCGUCAUCGUAGAGGCAGUCCUAUUCUUCGGUGGCAUUGAGUCGUGGAAGUGGGCCAAACGUGUCUUCUUCCGCCACCGGGCUAGGAAGCAGGGCGGUGGCAGAGCGAGGCGCCUGAGCAAUACCGUCUUUGAGGGUUAUCUCGGUAUCGAGCCUGGCGAGCACGACACGCACACUUCGAGCGCCUCUCAAGUGGAAGUUGAAGCCCCUUCUGACGAGGAGGAGCGGGCUGUUGCUGAGAACAGGGUAUGA